AUGUUCGGCACCUUCAGGUACGACAAGACUCGGGAGAGUGCAACCUCGUUGGCGGAACGCAAACGCACCCGGGAUAGGCAGGCACAGCAAAAGCUCCGCGAGAGGAGGAUCGAACGCAUCCAGAGGCUGGAGGAGCAAGUGGCCCUGUGUGAACAACGCCAUGGCCAAGCGAUGCUGGAACCGCUGCUGGAACGGGUGGGGGAUCUCGAGCUCGAAAACAAAACCUUGAACGAGAGAUGGCAGAAGCUGUUCCAGGCGUUCAGCUCAGCUCGCCAUCUGCUGACGCAAGCGGCGGACCUGCUGGGAGAACACAUGGUGAACGGGCCUCCGUUGACGCAGGACGCCUCCCAACAUGUCGCUGUUGGCGAGGACGGGGCAAUAGGUGACAAUCUGGCCAUGGCGCCGUCGAUAACGGUGCCCAACGGCGCGUCCGCGAGCCUCCUCCAGUUGACGGACUUGAUUUGUGCUCCUUCUACCUUGCCUCUGCUUAGCCAUGGCCCCGACUCCGACGGCGCAACCGACCUGGUGGUGAACCCCGGUUCCAACCCCUGCUCGGGUCACGUUGCUCCGGACAAUGCCGACUCCAGGAUCCUUGAAUUCACCCCAACCUCCAUCGAACGGUGGCGCGCCUCGUUCAUCGAGAGCUGUGACAGCUCCUCCGGCCCGCUGGUGGGGGAACCGGGCGGUGUUCCGGACCAAGAGGGCUCCGUGUUCCAAGCCGCGCAACGCCCUACGCCCAAGGAGAGUGAGUUGACGAGAGCCAGCGGGCCCGACUUCCGCCAGGACCGUCUCAGCGGAGUAGGCUCGAUGCUGAUGCCCAUGCUCGGCCCGCCGUGGGCGUCACUGCCAAACAGCGGCCUGGAAGAUAGCCUCAAUCGAGAGUUUUUGCCCUGGUUCAUGCACCCACAGGCCAUCGUCGCAUCGCCCCGGCUUCCAGAUCCCUCCCACCUCCUGUUCGGCUCGAAGACCAACUUCCUCGCCGAUGAGGUCCACACAGCCCUCCGCAAGUCCCGCGUUGCAGAGCCUGAACGUCUGGCCAAAGGCUGGCUGAUCUACGUCUACAGCAAAUGGCGCGUGUGUCCGACCAAGGAGAGCUUCGAGCUCAUCCCUGCCUUCAUGCGGCCGACCCGGGAGCAGCUGGUCUUCCCCCACCAGGCCAUCUUUGACCUGAUCACCUGGCCCGCGAUCCGCCUUGCCUUGAUCCGCCAGGGAACUCCGAAUGGCGGCUUCGCCGAGAUCUUCAGCGCCAUGGCUUGUUGCGCCAAGGUCCGCUGGCCCUGGGGGAAGGAGAUAUUGGAGACCAGUGAAACGAACGAGCUGAGCAUCCGGCCCGACUUUUUCCAGGUUUUUACGCAGCUCGAAGGCUGGGGCCUAACCUCGGAAUUCAUCCGCAGCUACGGCCACUUGUUGGAGGACAUGGAUCCUGAAUCUUAUGUCUACAAUGUCCUGUAA
Molecule: messenger RNA, 1452 nt
Organism: Fonsecaea monophora
Lineage: Eukaryota; Fungi; Ascomycota; Eurotiomycetes; Chaetothyriales; Herpotrichiellaceae
Product: protein required for cell viability
Exons: 1
Coding region: 1-1452 (483 amino acids)
Biological process (GO): regulation of DNA-templated transcription
Molecular function (GO): DNA-binding transcription factor activity
Source: RefSeq, a predicted model, not a curated record